AAGAUAGAUACCUAUUACUCGACAGAUAACAGGUUUCCUACCAUUACACAGCAGAUAAUAGGUUUCCAUUUGUUGUUAAAGAGUAUAUGCAUAAAUAUUUUAUGAGAAGCCUAUAGAGUAGGAGCCAUCAACACCUUAAGAGGAAGAAGGGCGAACCUCUAUAAUCCGGAUGAAUCAGUGUCUAUUAACAUAAUUUUAUAUCAAUAUUUUUCGUUUCAAAACUUAAAUUUUAGGUAAUUUUCAAAGCAUAUCCUUUACUAUGUAUAUGUAUGUAUAAACUGUUAGAUAUAGCUAGACUUUUUUCAGAUUUGGCCAAAUAGUAACAUUUCGAUAAGAUUAUUAAGAGGAAAAAGGAUAGUAGAGGAAAAGAAGGAGAGACGAGGUAAAGGAUAGUUUGGAGGGUGGAAUGGUGAAUAAAAGGAAGCUGGAGAAGGGUGUAAUAGCAACGGGAAAUGAAACGGGUGCGGGUGGAUCUGCGUGAUGGUGCUCGUCCUCGGCUCCCCGGGACGCGAGCAACCGUUUGCUCCCUCGUGAUAACGUCACGCGGAGCAUGUGUAGUAGAGGGGUAGCAUUCGCGACGUUAGUUCGAUACCGAACGCCGUGGCGUUCGGAUUGUCCAAAACGUUUGUGUUCUUUUCAUUUCGAUCUUUUCCGCUUUGACACGCGUAUUUUAUUCGUUUUACAUUAGAAAUCGAGGACGUUCGAAAUACGAAAACGUAACUUUGUUGUCGGUUAGUCACGAUAUGCGUAUUUUCAAAACGUCUUUGACAUCACGCAUCCCCUUCUGGUACAUACGCAAGCAAAAGAAGAGGGAACUAUUUCAUCGUUGUUCUUUCUCGCGAACAGACAAACGCAAGGAUAGUAGCAGAAGACGAAUACGGAGACAAAUAGAUACGGGUCAAUAGACUAUCAAAGGAGGAUAAGCGUGGGCGAGCGGUAAAUAGGGUUGCAGGCACAUGGCCGGAAACUCUUUCCGCUGGCUCUGGUCGUGGAUCUCAAUGGUGAUCCUGCCCGGCUAUUUGCUUCCUUUGAAUAGCGAACAAAUUCCAUGUGUUUCUUACGUACCGACUACAACCGAAGUCAACGAUGAUCAAUUUCAAACGGAAAUAAUGGUGUUUUUGAGAGAAUACUGCGACGACAUUGAGACGAAUUCGACGGAUAUCCAAGAUUACUUGGAUCGAUCUAAUUUCGACGUACAAAUUACCAUUAUACCCUCCUCUCAAUCCUGCGAAACUAGAACCUGGGGUCUCGAUGCCUUGUUACGAGUACUUGGACAAAGAAGGGUGAAAGCUUUGGUAGCCGCGCUUGACUCGCCAAUGUGCGAAGUUACUGUUAAACUUGCACGCCUCUGGAACAUACCGCUUUUCACAUGGACCUGUCCCUUAACAGAUUUGGAAGAAAGAGAAUUCUCGUCCGUCGUCAGAUUAUCUCCCUCCUUACCGAUGAUAGCGAAAGCCUUAACAGAGAUGCUGAUUCAUUUACAGUGGAAGAGUGUAAUGGUAAUAGGAACAGAUCGCGAACCAUGGUUAAGUCUAGAGAGAGCUCUCUUGAAUUCUCUUCGAAGCAUAGGAAGUGUAUUGCGGUAUCGCGCAAUAAUACCAUACAGAGCAUCGUUUCAAGAGAUUCGGCAAAUUCUUCGUCCUGCUUACAACAUCUCUCGUAGAGUUACCAUAUUAUGCCUUCCCACGUCUGAGGAGAACGACCUGACGUCUCGUGUUCUCAUCGAGCUGGACAUCGCGCAGCAGUCUUCCAAUUCUGUAUGGAACUCCAUGAUCAUGAUCGUACACACCGUCGACGAUGAUCUCUUUCUACCGAACACUAAUUCGUCAGCUUACAGCCUCGAUUCCACCACGUCCGUUACGUUUUCCGACUUAUUAUCCUGGAAUUUUUCAACAUUGAACGCGUCGCACGAACAAUUGAGCGUUGAUAGUCGCGAGCAAGUGGGUGAACAAGAGAAGCAACGAGAUGACGAGGAAGAAGAAUAUAAAGAAGAAAGAGGAGAGGAGGAAGAAGAGGAGGAAGAGGAACAGGAACAUCAACAACAACCACAACGACGAAGACGACGACGUCGAAGGAGGCGACGACGACUGUUACAGCAGAAAUUACAAACUUCGGAGAACGAACAAAUCGAUGAACGUCGAUUCUUCCCGCCAAAGAAUUUAAGCUCUGCUUUCCUAGAAAGAUUAUUGACAAUCACGCCACUCGAUUAUAGAUACGAUGUAGAGAAAUUGUACGAGGGCGUACAAGAGUACAUGGUACCGACGCUGAUGGACCGUUUGAACGAAACUCUCAACAUCUUACUAUACGAUGACAAUUCCAGUAUAAAUGCCUUCAAUAACAAAAUUUAUACGUAUGUUUUGCUGGAUUGGCGCAAUGAUGUUUGGAAGCCCAUCAUGAUCACUAUCGAGAGACGAGAAAAGUUAUCCGUCCGGAGAUUAUCUACUAACGCCGUAGCGUUCCGCGAUACGAAGGAUACCGAUCUUUUCAAAUGUAACGUAGACGGCAAUGUGUACGCCAUUUUCGAUUGCACGGAGGAUACUUCGGACGAAUCAGCCUUUCGUAUCGCGCACAUCGUGAGCAUCGUUCUGGGAUCGAUGUUGCUUACCGUGGUCGCGAUAUUGGCAGCUCUUCUAAUUAGGAAAAGGCUGGUUACGAGGCGGAUGUCGAAAGGGCCGUACAAGAUCAUAUUAACAACGUCGGAUUUCGUAUUCCCUCAAGUGGCUCCUCAGCUGGAUGCUAGAAGGGUGGACGAGAGCAUCGAAACGAUGCUGUGCUGUUGGUUGCAACAACUUCAAGAAUUCGGUGGUCCCGACAUGGAGAAGCCUGAUCUCCUCCAACUGGGAAGCGUGUCCUCGUUGAAACCAUGCUUGAAGACAAGCACCGGGAACCUCAGUCGUCACGGUUUCUUCAAAGACCCGCGUGCCAGAUACAACGGUGAUUUGGUACAACUAAAAGAACUGCCAGGUCAGGGGACGUUUGAAUUAAAGAGCAAGGCUAUGGACGUGCUGGUGAUGAUCCACGGGUUGCGACACGAAAAUCUGAAUCCCCUGAUAGGAUGUUUGAACGAACCGACGAGGCCUUGUCUCGUCUACGAGUACUGUUCGAGAGGAUCGUUGGAAGAUGUAUUGAUGCAGGAUGAGAUCAAGCUCGAUUGGUCUUUCAGAUUGUCCUUACUCACCGAUCUUGUGCGAGGUAUGAGAUAUCUUCAUGGAACGCCAGUGCGAGUACACGGUUAUUUAACUUCGCGAAAUUGUGUAAUCGAUGCUCGUUGGGUUCUGAAAGUGACCGACUACGGACUACCCGCUUUCUACGAAGCGCAGAACAUUGUUCCUCCAGCAAAAACCGCUCGAGAUCUGUUAUGGACGGCACCCGAGUUGUUAAGGCAACCGAAUGUACGAAAAAGGGGAACUCAACCUGGAGAUGUUUACAGUUUUGGCAUUAUCAUGCAGGAAGUGGUAGUUCGUGGAGAACCGUUCUGCAUGCUUUCUCUCUCCCCGGAAGAGAUAAUCGAAAAAGUAAUGAAACCACCACCGUUGAUCAGACCUUCGGUAAGUAAAGGCGCCGCGCCUCCCGAAGCGAUACACAUUAUGCGUCAAUGUUGGGCAGAAGCGGCCGAUAUGAGACCCGAUUACGACGACGUUCACGAUCUUUUCAAGAAACUCAACCAUGGAAGAAAAGUCAAUUUUGUCGAUACGAUGUUUCAAAUGUUGGAGAAGUACUCGAACAAUCUGGAGGAACUUAUACGCGAACGUACAGAACAGUUGGACAUGGAAAAGAAGAAAACGGAACAGUUAUUGAAUCGAAUGUUACCGAGUUCCGUUGCUGAAAAAUUGAAACUGGGCAUGCCCGUCGAUCCUGAGGAAUUUCGAGAAGUGACGAUUUAUUUUUCGGACAUUGUUGGUUUCACCACCAUUUCCGCGCAUUCCACCCCGUUUCAAGUGGUCGAUCUUCUAAACGAUCUUUAUACCUGUUUCGAUGCAACCAUUAACGCGUACACUGUGUACAAGGUCGAAACUAUUGGAGACGCUUACAUGGUCGUAGGUGGCUGUCCGGUAAGAAUACCCGACCAUGCUACACAAAUAGCUACGAUGGCGCUCGAUUUACUGCAUCAGAGUGGAAAGUUCAAAGUGAAACACCUGCCAAAUACUCAACUGAGACUCCGAAUUGGCCUUCACACCGGUCCGUGUUGUGCCGGUGUGGUUGGCUUAACGAUGCCAAGAUAUUGCUUGUUCGGUGAUACCGUGAACACCGCGUCCAGAAUGGAAUCAACCGGUGCACCCUGGCGUAUACACUUGAGUCAAGCGACCAGAGAUCGACUCACCCAGGUGGGUGGAUAUCACAUUGAAUAUCGUGGCUCAACGGAAGUGAAAGGCAAAGGAAGGAUGCCUACUUAUUGGUUGCUAGGAAAGCAAGGUUUCGAUAAGGAACUUCCAACGCCGCCAAUUUUCGGGGAAAACAAUAGGUUAAACGAGAGUCUGAUAUUGGAGGAUCUGACCACUAAUGAUGAAACGAACGCGCCACAGGCAGAGGCGAAGGAAAGAAUCGACGGAAAAUCGGACAGUGUAUCCAUCGAGGAUGAUAAAGCUAGCGGUCCGAAUUCUUCUGGAAAAUCACCGACAAAUAUCUCUACCGUUUCGUUGAAAGAUAAGUCGAACGAAAGAGGAACCGGUAACGUAGAUCCGAGUAACGUAACGAAAAGCACCUCCGGCGAUAAUCAAGCGUCUCUUGGAGCAUCCAGCAUAUUUUAUACGGACACGACGGUUCUUGGCGCGUCUACCACUUCCCUCGCAUCGAUUUCAAGCUCAGCCACGAACCCCUUCAGACCAGCACCUCCGAGACAUCGAAGAAUAACUGGCUACAUCGACGAGAAUGACUUAAGCACCCCGUAUAAUCAUUACAGAUGCCUUUCUCCCAACGAACAGUAUGGGAGAAGUACAGGGUGUCGUUUCUUGAAAAGACAGUUCAGUUUGGAUCGGCCUGAUGAUGCUGUUUGCGCUAGCUUCAUCGAGCAAACCAGUUACCAUCAGCAACAACGACAACAGCAGCAACAAAAUCUGAACACACCUAGACUGUAUAAACAAAACAGCGCUGGCGCGGCAAACGAUUUGGAACGCAUCGAAGAAGUUCCUUCAACCCCGGCUCCUCUCUUGCAACAUUAUAGACAGGCAGCUUCGGUAUCCCUCUCUGUAGAAUCUUUGACGUUACGUUAAGAGCAUUCAGAUCGAUCAUCGUUAAGAUUCAAUGUCGCUGAAACGAGACAAUCGUCAUGUAUCGAGAAAUCGUGAACAUUUCGUGACAAGCAUCGAAUCGCCCUGUUUUGCAAGACGAGCAGGAACUCGUUGCAAAUAUCCAUCGAUGCGAAAACGAUAUGUAUGUUUAUUUUUCGUCUGUCCAUCACCGUUUCUCUACAAUUUUUCAGUCGUGGAUCGACAAUUGGACAAAAUGAAAAUUCAGAGGGAAAAAGUUUACACUCGUUAUCGCGGAUGACAAUCUCAAUUACGUACAAACGUUUGUGGGUAUAUCAAUUUUUUUAUUAUUUCACUUCUUUAUUUCUUAUUAUUCAAACGACUCGAAUAAUUACUCUUUAUGUUUAUUUCUAUACAAAUCUGCUGUGAAAGGAAUUUUUGAUACAUCUAUGAUUUUAAGUUAUGUCUUUCUCUCUUUUUUUUCUUGUUUCUUUUACUUAGUUUUUCUUAUUGGUACAACCAUACCAUCACGUUCGAAUCGUAGACAAUAAUUCGAUAACUCAUCAUGAAGGGGAACACGAUUUUCUUGGUUUUUUCCGCGUUUCCCCUCGUCCUACAACUACGCGAAUUCUAUGAAUAUAUCGAAAUUAAUGAUAAGAAUAUUAGUUGAUAUCGCAUACCAUGCAUAAAAUAUAUGGCAAAUGAAUUCCAACAGGGCACACGCGAACGUGUCUCGUGUGAUCAUGCAAUAAUUUAUGUUAAUUAUAUAUGAAUAAGUGUAUAUAAUCACGGAAUAUGUACACGCAUGGACAAAUUUGUGUGGGAAAAUUUUCAAUAAGUUCGUUUGUUUGUGACGAGAUCAUGGUAUUAAAUUGAACGUCCUGUUAAUAAAUUAUACCGACAUUGACAAAGCUUCUUACCGUGAAAAUAAAUGAGAAAAAAAAAAGAAAGAGAAGAAUACUUGAUCGGUAUAAGGUGUAAAAUGCAAGUAAAUGCAAGUAUGUUUUUUUGAAUGCCUUUAGGGAAAUUAAUGUGCUAUAUAUGUCCGUGUUCUUUAUCUUCUACGAUGAUACUAUCGAGGAUGAAAUAUAAAAUGAAUGUUUAGAGAACUUUUUAUCUUUCUAAAGUAACGUUGUUUUUCAACAACGAGUUUGAGCAACAUUUUGCUCGGAUUGUAUCAAUUUCAAUUAUAGAGAUAUAUGUUAGAAAGAGGGAAAAAAAAAGAGAAAAGACAAAAUUUCAACAGAAAUACAAACAUACGUAUAUUAUUCGCUCUUUGUAUUUACAAUAUAUUAUACGCUCUCUUAUCUUUAA
Messenger RNA from Osmia bicornis bicornis, 6500 nucleotides. RefSeq names its product retinal guanylyl cyclase 2. Gene Ontology annotation, biological process: protein phosphorylation; receptor guanylyl cyclase signaling pathway; cGMP biosynthetic process. The record is from RefSeq and is a predicted model, not a curated record. Bases 957 to 5210 code for a protein of 1417 amino acids. Lineage: Eukaryota; Metazoa; Arthropoda; Insecta; Hymenoptera; Megachilidae. The transcript is spliced from 23 exons. Gene Ontology annotation, molecular function: guanylate cyclase activity; ATP binding; peptide receptor activity.